Messenger RNA from Colletotrichum chrysophilum, 1179 nucleotides. RefSeq lists its product as uncharacterized. NCBI's taxonomy places the organism in Eukaryota, Fungi, Ascomycota, Sordariomycetes, Glomerellales, Glomerellaceae. The coding region runs from base 1 to 1179 and encodes 392 amino acids. The transcript has a single exon. The record is from RefSeq and is a predicted model, not a curated record.
AUGAAAUUCCUUUCAGUUCUAUUUCACCUCUUCGUAACGUUUGCGACCGCAGCGCCACCCCACGGCUUGGCACAUCUGGUUCAACGAGCCACCCCUGCACCUUUCAGCGACUUCACCAACAACCUAGUAUUCUACCCAGAUAGGAACUACACCAGCUGGAAGGUCAUCUACGCCCGCACUGUGCAGCUGCCUGAUGGUAGUCACCUUCUAUCGUGGGAGAAUUAUCCACCGGAACCUCCGCAAGCCAACUUCCCCAUUUACAAAUCAACCGACGGAGGCGCAAACUGGAUCGAGUUUUCAUCCGUGUCUGACCAAGUCAAUGGAUGGGGUCUGCGGUAUCAGCCCAAUUUCUACCUUCUCAAAGAAGCGUUUGGCGGAUAUCCCGCCGGAACCAUUCUUCUUGGGGGAGCUUCUGUUCCGGCGGACCUGAGCGAAGCUUAUCUAGAUCUUUACGCCAGUAGAGAUGAGGGAUUGAACUGGGAAUUUAUCAGUCACAUGGUAUAUGGCGCUGGGCCCGAGACUACCACCAACGGCAACGAUGCAGUAUGGGAGCCAUUCUUCAUGAUGCACGAGGGCGAGUUUGUGUGCUUCUUCUCUGAUCAGAGAGAUGAGAAUCAUGCGCAGAAACUUGCACAUAUCACGACCAAAGAUCUCAAGACAUGGAGCGAACCUGUGGAUGACGUUGCUUCGUCGGCAUACGACGACCGCCCAGGGAUGACCACGGUGGCACACAUUCAGUCCACGGGUCAGUACAUCAUCACGUAUGAAGUUUGCGCGACGAAUGAGGGCUGCGAAGGGUAUUACAAGGUCUCUUCCUCGCCCCUGACAUUUGGCACUAUUGAAGGGCGCGGGGACAAAAUUGUUUCCGCCGAAGGCCAUACUACCGGGGGAUCACCAUACGUCAUUUGGACUCCCAACGAGAAGACAAAUGAUGGCUCUGGCAUAAUCAUCAUGAAUGGUGCUAGCAGAGAACAACUUUUCGUUAACGAGGAUUCUGCGGAUCCAGCGGGAUGGAAGGAAGUUGAUGUGGGACAAUGGGCAGCGCAUUCGAGAUGCAUUGAAGUGAUCAACAACAACGGAACGGAGAAGUUGAUGCUUUCCAACGCUGGCCAAAUGCAGGCGGGAUUUGACAACUAUGUGGUUGUCGGAGUUGUGGAUAUUCCCUAUGAUGCUGUCUGA